CCAAAUUUGGCCCGCGGGGUAAUUAUAUUUGGCCCGCGAGACAAUACCAAAUUACUACUAGAGCUGGCCCGCCGGUAUUAUACAGCGCAUUCACCACUAAUACUACGAAUCCCAUAAUGCUCUGCUGUUUUCGCGCGCCAAUCAGGACAGGACCCAGAAACGCUCUCUCCUCUGUGACAGUAGUCAUAGCAACAUAGACGCUACAACUGUCAGCGAGCUAACCCUUCCCAAAAAUGGCGAAAAGAAAGGCAGAAAACAGGAGCUUUCUGGACAAGUGGGAGGCAGAAUAUCUGUUUACAUAUGUAAAAGACAAACCUGUUUGUCUUGUUUGUGGAGUCAACGUGGCUGUAAGUAAGGAGUACAACAUUAGACGACACUAUGAAACGAAACACCAUGACAAAUACAAGGACCUGGACAUGACUCAAAGGAGCCAGAAAGUAGAGGAGAUGAAAAUAAGUUUGGUUUCACAACAGAAUAUGUUUAAAAAAGCCACAUCACAAAGCGAGGCUGCUGUAAAGGCUAGUUAUAUAGUGGCAGCAGAGAUCGCAAAAUCAGCCCGGCCCUUUAAUGAGGAAGAGUUCAUGAAAAAGUGCAUGAUGAAGGUUUGUGACCUCGUAUGCCCAGAGAAAAAACAAGCAUUUUCAAACGUGAGCCUGAGCAGGAACACAGUAGCUGAUCGCACAUGUGAUCUUGCCACCAAUCUGUAUGACCAGCUGAUGGAAAAGGGAAAAGAUUUUGUUGCGUUCUCCCUCGCUGUGGAUGAGAGCUGCGACGCAUCUGAUACUGCUCAGCUGUCAGCGACAGAUGGUGCACCAGCGAUGUGCGGUAAAAAGAGUGGACUGGUGGGCAUGGUUCAGGAGAAGAUGCGGGAAGAGAACUGUGCAGGUGAGCUAACUGUUUACCACUGCAUCAUACAUCAGGAAGCACUGUGUGCCAAAGCCCUAAAGAUGGAACAUGUUAUGACCACAGUAACACAGGUAGUUAACUUUAUAAGAGCCAAAGGUCUAAAUCACCGCCAGUUUAAAUCUUUUCUGGAGGAGUGUGGUUCGGAAUACGCAGACGUGCCGUAUCACACAGAGGUUAGAUGGCUAAGCAGAGGAAAAGUACUGAACAGAUGUUUCGAGCUGCGUGAGGAAAUAUGUCAAUUCCUGGAAACCAAAGGGAAGGAUACAGCAGAGCUCCGGGAGCAAAAGUUCCUGUGUGAGCUGGCCUUUCUCUGUGACAUCUCGAGCCAUCUCGAUGCGCUGAACCUGCAGCUUCAGGGGCGGGGGCGCAUCAUCACAGACAUGUACGCUGCAGUGAGGGCCUUCAAAACUAAACUGUGCCUGUGGGAGAAUCAGAUGCUGCAAGGAAACCCUUGCCAUUUUCCCUGCUGCCAAUCCAUAAAAGCGCAGAUCUCUACCGCCGUGUUCCCAUGCGCACAGUUUGCUGAAAAACUCAGUGUUCUCGCCGCUGAGUUUAGCCGGCGAUUUGCCGACUUCGAUGCCCAGAAAUGCAAGUUUGAACUGCUUAGUAAUCCCUUCGCAGUUGAUGUGGAAAAUGCACCAACCAACAUCCAAAUGGAGCUGAUUGAACUCCAGUGCAAUGACACGCUGAAGUCAAAGUAUGAGGCUGUGGGCGCCGCACAGUUUCCACGGUUCAUCCCUGACACAAUGCCUCAGCUCCGCACCCAAGCUGCUCAGAUGCUCUCCAUGUUCGGCAGCACUUAUCUAUGCGAGCAACUUUUCUCCUCGAUGAAGAUGACCAAAACAACUCACAGGAGACGUCUGACUGAUGAACAUCUUCGCUCGAUACUGAGGAUUUCUUCAGCUCAGAGCUUGAGCCCAGACAUUGAUGAACUAGCAUCCAAGAAGAGAUGCCAGGUAUCUGGCUUGGGCACAUCAGAUUAGACCAGUGUGCAAUAAUUAACGUUUUCUUUAUGCACUUUUUCUUGCUACAAGGCAUGGGCUUGAAUGGUUGAUUGAUUUAUUAUCAUUUUAUUUGUAAAAUUAUUAGCCAGUGGAAAAAGUUUAUUUUGGUAUUUAAAUCAGAAGGCUGCAAAUAGAAAAGAGG
Messenger RNA from Oncorhynchus kisutch (coho salmon), 2052 nucleotides. RefSeq names its product general transcription factor II-I repeat domain-containing protein 2-like. The record is from RefSeq and is a predicted model, not a curated record. Bases 234 to 1889 code for a protein of 551 amino acids. The transcript has a single exon. Lineage: Eukaryota; Metazoa; Chordata; Actinopteri; Salmoniformes; Salmonidae.